CAGUAAACACUGAUCACGUGACUGCAGAUCUGCUCUACGCGAAUGGCUGCAGUCAGGGCGAGCGACGGAGGAAGGAGAGACUUUUACAUUGCCAGCAAAGGGCAUGCAAACGGAUUUAAUUUAAAAACAACUUCGCAAAGAAAUGCCACUGCACUGUAGGAAGGAGAACUGAAAGAAAAGCAACAGCAUUCAUGGAUAUAGUUGACACCUUUAACCAUUUAAUUCCCAGUGACCAGUUGGAUGACACCUUAUUACUAGGGCCGAACUUGGAAAGUGAAGUCAGUGAUGAAUUUGGAACAGGUCACAACUUAGAAGACUCUCUUAAGAACAUGUUGAGUGACAAGGAUCCCAUGCUUGGAUCUGCUAGCAGCCAGUUUCACCUUUUAGAUAAUGACGAUACCAACUUUCAAGCCGCUGGCUCAACAGUUGUAGGACUUCAAGACAUCACGAAUGAGGGAGAAUUAAAGGAAAGUGGCCAUAAUAUCAUUGAGGAAGAAGACUUGAUGCUUACCGGCAAAAGCCAAAGAGGCAGAUCUGUAAAUGCUGCUUUGCAGUCACCUAGAAAGUCACCACGCUUAAUGGCUCAAGAACCUGUAAGACAUUUACGACAGAGUACCUUAGCAAGACGUUGCAGUCCUUCAAAUGCUUUAAAGAAAUCCCCAGCAAAAGGUGACCCAGGGAGAAGGGGGGAACAAAAACAGCACGAAAACUUAACUGGACAGGAUGAAUCGGAAAGUUGUUCACAAGAGUCAGGCCUGCAUAGUGUUCAGCGAGAAAGGCAGAUUAUACCUACAGGUAUUUCUACAAUGAAUUCUGCAGCAGUAGCUCCCAAGGAAGAAGAAACUGUUGAGGCUUCUAACAGUGGAUUAAAGGUGGAAGAGCAGUCCAGUGGGACUCCUAUGACAGACGUAAACAUGGCACAGACUCAGAAAAAUGAGGACAGCUCUAUCUGUCAGAUACAUAACACAGAUAAGAAAAUCAGUGGGGAACAAGAUAACACAUUGUAUGAAACUAGCAGCAGUGAAAAUGCACCAACUACUGGACUACAUAUUGAGGGAAACAUGAGUGAAGUAAAAGGAAAUGCAAACGAUGAGAUGGAAAUAAAUAUCCUGGGUUCCUCUGAGUUAGGGGCGUGUGUAAACCCUAAUGAAGUUCAGGAAGUCCCCAGUAUGUUACUGAGCAAUCGUAAGGUAGAAGAUCAGACCAAAAAAAACAUUCCAGAUAAAUCUGCAAUUGAACCAGAAAAUGUCUGUGAACAAAUAAUAGAUGCUCAGACAUUGGGACACAGCAGUGUUGAAAGAAUUGGUCCUGAUCAAAGUCAGGAUGUUAAUGAAACCCAGCAGCAUACAGACACCAACGCAGAAGAAAGGCUUCAUCCAUCUAAAGGUCAAAAGAAUGAAGAAUCUCAGAGCAAACUGGACCAAAAAUAUCCAAUAAAGAAACCGUUAAAAUCUAAAGAGAUGCAGUCGACAUUAAAACAGCAUCCUAAGCUUUUACCAAAGUUGCAGACAGAGUUACUUAUGGAACAUACAUUUGCACAGCAGAGAAAGGUGAGGACAGAUAUUCAGAAUGAUCAGGGGCCCAAACGGAAGCAGCCCUUGACAGCUAUUAAACGUAAAGGAGAUGACGUCAAAAUGCACCAGCUACAGUGUGCAGCAAAACUUCUGAAAACUGAAGGAAGCACCCAGGAAGUGAAGUCAAAAAUUGGGGAAAAAACACAUCCGAAGCAAGCACAGAUGCUGCAACCUAGCAUGAGUUUAAAGUCUCCAGAGUCAGGUAGACCAGCAAAUGCAAAGUUAGCCAUUGGUGUCAUUCAAGAUAGAUAUAAGUACCAACAGCAGACUAGACAGUUGUCUCAUAUGAGCCAAAAACAUCAUGUGGCAAUAAGUAAAUCCAGCUUUAUUCAAAAGGAUGAGCUAGAAGAGGACGAUGGAGAAAAACAUAAAUUGAAAAAGAAUGAGAAGGGAUUGUAUAGACAGAGGAUAAGCAGCAGGAGCCUCUCUGUAAAUGAGCCUCCCUUGUUCAUCCCAGACAAUGCACCAGCAGUGAAAAAGGAUUCUCCUGAAGAUGGAGAUUCAAACGAUAAUGAAGUUGUGUGGGAUCCCAACAAGAACUGUGGUUUCUGUAAAAAAGCUCACAGCAACAGGUUUAUGGUGGGAUGCGGACGUUGUGAUGAUUGGUUUCAUGGUGACUGCGUUGGGCUCGGCCUUGCUCAGGCACAGCAAAUGGAGCAGGAAGACCAAGAAUAUGUAUGUUUAAAGUGCUGUGCUGAGGAAGAUAAAGGAGAUAAAUCCAGUGCACAGAACCCUUGUGCAAAACAACAACCCAGUUCCUUAGAGUGCCACUCCAAACCAGAGAACCAGGAGAGCAGAUCUGCAGUUAAGCAUGAAAAACUUGGGCAGCCAGCAUCCUACCCUACAGGUGUCUGUAACCUUAACCUUGGGAUGAAUGAAAAAGCAAAGCAGUCAGAUGUUAUUAGGAAGUACAAAGUCAAAAUAUUCAGAAAGGAAUCGACAGAGGGAGUUUCCUCUGAAUCCAGGGAAAUGGAGAACAGAAAGGUGCAAACAGUGGGGAGAAUGAGAGGCCCCUCAGGGGACUGGAUGGAGCAUGGGGACAGUGAACCAAAACCAGGAGUCAGUGAGAGGCAAGAUGUCAAGAAAAAGAAAAUAGAAAAGUCUCCUUUCUCCACACUCUCUUCCUCAAAAAAACCCUCAGUUGAGCAAAUAAGGCAGAAUGUCCGUGACUCUCUGAAGGAAAUUCUCAGUAAAAGACUCUCUGAAUCUAAUUUGAAGAUUUCUACAGACAGAGCUGCAAAGGUUGCCUUGAAGACUGAGAGAGAACUGUUUUCUUUCUUUCGGGACACAGACACCAAAUACAAGAGCAAAUACCGAAGCUUAAUGUUCAACCUUAAGGAUGCUAAAAAUAAAGUCUUAUUCAAGCGUGUUCUCAAAGGUGAGAUUGGUCCAGAUCAUUUGAUUCGUAUGAGUCCUGAGGAACUUGCUUCAAAGGAACUGGCUGCUUGGAGGAAGAGAGAGAAUCAACAUACAAUUGAAAUGAUUGAAAAGGAACAGCGAGAUGUUGAAAGGCGGCCAAUCACAAAAAUUACUCACAAAGGAGAAAUAGAAAUCGAGAAUCAAGAGCAAGUGAAAGAGCCUGAAGUAAUGGAGGUAGAGCAGGAACCAGUGCCUAAACCAGUAGAAGAACCAGAGGAAGUUACAGAAGAGGCAGAUUCUGAAAGUACCAAAGAUACAACAAGCCAGCAUAAGAAACACCUGUUUGACCUUAACUGCAAAAUCUGCACAGGAAGGAUGGCUCCACCUGUAGAUGACGUUCCUUCAAAGAUAGUGAAGGUUGCAACUUCUGUCAUACGAAGGCAAUCAAAUAUUGAAGGGGAAACGCUGGUUAAUACUGCUUCUACCUACUCAGAAGAUCUGCCUUUCAGUGCCCAAGAUGAGAGAAACACUGUUUCCCCCAGUGCCUCAUUCUGUGCUGAAGGGAGGUUUAAUGCAUCUGGGAAUGCAAAAGAUGAAGCUGCAUUCCUUGGUCGUUUAGAGUCUCUUUGGAAAGGAUUCAUCAACAUGCCUUCUGUGGCAAAGUUUGUAAUUAAAGCCUAUCCGGUGUCUGGCAUAUUAGACCAUCUUACUGAGGAUCUACCAGAUAGCAUUCAGGUUGGAGGUAGGAUAUCCCCACAGAUGGUAUGGGAUUAUGUGGAAAAGAUACGUGCCUCUGGGACAAAAGAGGUGUGCUUAAUUCGCUUUUGCCCCGUGACAGAAGAGGAUCAGAUCUCUUACACUUUACUAUAUGCAUACUUCAGUAGCCGAAAGCGUUACGGUGUUGUAGCCAACAACAUGAAGCAGGUGAAGGACAUGUAUCUCAUACCCCUGGCAUCCUCAGAAAAAGUUCCUCACCAUCUUGUGCCCUUUGAUGGCCCAGGUUUAGAAGUCAGACGCCCAAACCUCCUUCUGGGAUUAAUCAUUCGGCAGAGGGUUAAGAGAGACUUUGUAGUCCUGCCUGUAGUUGCCCCUGAAACGGCAUCCAACAGAUCUUUACCUGAGAAUAGCAAAACUGAUUUACCAAAUGAAGCAGAAGCAGCCGCCGAUGAGGAAAAAGAUUUAUUUAACUCGCUUGCACCAGUACUGCUAAAGCAUCACAACAAGCCUCAGCAGUCUAGUGAAGAUAAAGAUGAAGAAGAUGAAAGUAAAGAACCCACUACAGCUGUGGAAAGUAUCUUGCAGGAGCCAACAAAACCUUUAAGGUUUCUUCCUGGAGUGUUGGUUGGUUGGGAGAACCAAACAUCCCCUCUUGACCUAGCCAGCAAGCCAUUAUCUGUGGAUGAUAUUCUUCAAAGCUUAUUGGGCACAACAGACAAAGUACCUGAAGAACAGAACACCUUAGAUGCUGGAACUGUCUUAGAUUCCACUUCCAGUAAAAGCCCAGCCUUGAGUACUCCCAGGUCAGAUCGUUUUAUAGUAAAAAGGAGAGAAAUUAAAGUUGUUAAAUCUGAGCACAAUCUGCAAGACACUACCAGUCCAACUGACGGAUCCAAACAAAAAGAUUAUGUAGAUCUAGAAAACUCAAGGGCAACAAGUUCUGUUUCCCUGAAAGAUAAACCACCAGACAUUUCCACUGAGGCCUUCCUGGCAAAUAUAUCCCCAGUUAAAACAGAGAAAGAAAACAAUAAAGGUACUGCAGAGCAUACUGAACAGCAGAUGUAUGAUCAACAAAAAGUUGAAAAAGAAAGCUUGUAUCUGGAACAUGCUAGUAAUGGAAAUGUAUGUCCUGUAACUGUAUCUUGUACAGUUGGUGAAGACAACACAUCUCCUGUUACUUCAAAAUCAUUGUUUCUGAUACCCAAAAGGGACCCCCGUCAAGCUGCUGGAAGAAACUUGCAAUCCAGCACCACAGAUAACUUUCAUGAUGGGGAUGAAAAUAGAAACAUCAUUACAAAAGAAGGCACUAUUAAAAUAGAAAAUACAUUUUUGGCGACAAAAGCUAAUUUCAUUCCUACAGAUCAGAGUCAAGGAUAUAACUUGCCUACUGUGUUAAGUACUGGGACAGAACAGCAAAGUUUUUCAUAUCAGCAAGGUACAAAGUAUCUACCUGUAAAUGAAGAAAUACAAAACAUUAACACAAUUCCGUCAUUCAGAAGGGGACCUGACUUCAGUUUGUCUUCACACGGUCAGGUUCCGGGUCCUGUUGCAGGUCACUUCCCACAAGCAGGAUUUCCAGCAAAUAGCAUCCCACCAGCUCACCUUGGUAGUCCUGGGUUUCACUUCCAGAGAAUGCCGAAUUCAGAUUUUUCGGCAAAUACAGUGUCUAAUUUUCAACCCCAGCAUCCACAAAUACCACCUCUGUUUGGUUUUCCAAGAGGUCCUCCUCCAGUGUUUCAUCCAUCAGAAUCUGAAGUUCAGAAUCAUGGCAUGUCUUGGCCUCCACCUGCCUCAUUUCCACCAAGCUUUCCACCACACCACACAGGACUUGCACCUUCUGGUCCACACUUACCUUAUGAUUCAAGAUAUGGAGGCUCUUCAAAACCCCACACGAUUACGGAGGAUAAAGGACCAGAAAGAAGCUACAGUGACCCCUGGAACAGACAACCUCAGCAUUCUGAAAAGAGCGACCGGAGCGAACACCAAAGCAGGCAAAGGUAUUACAGUGAAUCCCAUCAUGAAAGAAAAGGAAGACAUCAUGAAAGGGAUUAUGAGCGAGAUAGGGGUAAAUAUGGGGAACGUCAUUCAGAAAAAGAUGGCCCCAGAGAAAGAAGUCGAAGCAGGGAUGAGAAAGACAGAGAAAGGAGGAGAAGCCAGGAAGAGAGGCAUAGAGUUAAAGACAGGGACAGACACGGUGUUGAACAUUUGAGAGGGGAAAGACACCCUGAACGACCGAGAGAUAGGCACCGGAGUGAGGAAUACAGUAGUCGUUCUGACAAAGAAAGGGAGAAGACCAGGGAAAGAGAUAAAGACAAACAUAAAGACUUUGAUUAUGAAAAAGUAAUCAAAGAUACAAAAUCAAAAGAUGAAAAACAUUUAUGAUGGAUAUAUAUAUAUAAAAAAGCAUUUUUUUUUUUUUUGCAUUGUCAGCAGUGUCAACAGUGCUUUUUAUUGUUACCUGGUAGAAAACAGCAUUUUUAUACCUAAGUGAUAUUAUAUAUAUAUAUAUAUAUAUAUAUAUAUAUAUAUAUAUAUAUAUAUAUAUAUAUAUAUAUAAUUUUUUCCUCUUGCUUUCUCAUAAAUACAACUUUAGAAGUAGAAGCCAUUCUAUUUGCAAUAGCUUAGCAUUUUGAAGUGUUGGAACUGUAAAACAAAAAACAAAAUAAAACAUUUUUUAUUGACAUGUUGAUUACAUUGUAAGGCUAGCUAGGUACAUUUUAAUAAAUGGUACAUUUUUUAAAGGUAUUGGUAUUUGUUUGAAAGUGUACAUUUUAUUUCUGGCUGUAAUAUUUCUAGUAUAUUUUUUUUUCAGUCGUGUACUUUAUAAAUUGCACUAUUGUGAUUUGGAUUGUAAUCAAUGUUCGGAUAUUUGCAAAUUAUACUCUGCAAAAAUACAUCACUAAAAAAAUAAACCCCUUUCAAGUUAAAAUGGUAAUAGAUUGUGAAUUAAGAUAUUUGCAUUGCAAUCUUGCUUUUCUUGGAAAAGGUCCCAAGGUCUCAUGUGUUAGUUUUAAUAAAACUAAAACAACCUUAACUUUGUGGCUUAAACAUUUCAAAUUUGUAUCCAGUUUGUCAUUUUAAUUCUUUCCCCCUUUAUCAUUUAAAGUCUGUUUUUAAUGUUUAAUGUUUAUUACCUAAUUGUUUUAUAUUUCUGCUAAAAAGGUAAUCGUUUUAAAAUGUGUUCGCUGAACUCUGUUUUGUUUUAAAUGUGUUUUUUUUUUUCUCAAACAAUAGCAUUCAAAGGCAGUGCUUAUUGAAACAUACUACUGCUUUGCCUCUGUGGAACAUAGAAGCUAACAUUUGUCCUUUUUUCUAAUGACAAUAACGACAAUAUCCAUAAACCAGGUGGAGAAAACUUGAGUAAAAACAAUUCUCAACUCAAUUUUGAACAAUUUUGUAGUUGGCUUUUGGAAGCUGUGUUUUUACUUUAACUGUAAGAAUUUGAGAGUGGGUCGCAAGAAAACAGUUGCACCAAAACCAUGAAGAAAAAUUAUGGUUGCAGAAUGUAUAAUUUAUGUAAGGCUUUUCGAACUCUUGCCUAACGUUGCCCUGACCUUGUAGCUUUGCAUGUAGCUAGAACUACAGUCAUUGCUGAGAUUUGUGAUAAGUAACUUGUUUUUUUUCUUGGAGUGCAGCUGUGACCUCGGAUGGAUGAUAAUACCCUUGUUUUUGUUUUGAUCAUAUGUGCAAACCACAAUCAAACCAACUGAAACUGAUUCCACACCACAAACAUGCUAAAGGUGAUGCAGUAUAACUUUAGGUAAGCAUCACAAAAUGUCUACUGACACACCUCCUACGAAGGGGGGCAAACUCUGUUCAUUGGUGAAAGUAGGGAAUUUCCACAUUCUCUAGGUGGAGUUUGACUCCCAGUGGGCAGGUGUUUGUUAGGUAUAUUAAUGCUUGUAAAAGGUAUUUCGUUGCUCUGGUUCUGUCUGCCGAGAUCUGUAGGUUUAUUUGCAUCUCUGUUGCUUAUAUUACUUGCAGUGCCAUGGCUGUUGCUGUUGUAUCCUGUACUACUUUUUUUUAACUGUUUGUUCCUGGAUAAAACUUUUGAUUAAACUUACGUGAAGAA
Acipenser ruthenus (sterlet) is the source of this 7722-nucleotide messenger RNA. Its product is annotated as PHD finger protein 3. The record is from RefSeq and is a predicted model, not a curated record. Gene Ontology annotation, cellular component: nucleus. Gene Ontology annotation, biological process: DNA-templated transcription. The coding region runs from base 192 to 6032 and encodes 1946 amino acids. The transcript is spliced from 16 exons. NCBI's taxonomy places the organism in Eukaryota, Metazoa, Chordata, Actinopteri, Acipenseriformes, Acipenseridae.